CCGGAUAUCCGAAAAUCUUGUUUAUCAUGUGAUAAAUUAUAUUUUAGAAAAAUGGCAUCAACUCUUCCGAUCAUCGUUUUAUUUGUUUUAAAUGUACUAGUAGUUCAUACAGAUGGUCAGCAGUUUCAUGUGAAGCAUGCUCCACCAUAUGUUGUUUUCCAGCAGCAGUCACCAGACUCUCCUGUCAGUUCAAGCAAUCUUCACAAUGUUUUGUCAGGACCCCUAGGCUUAAGCAGAAAUGGCGCACUUCUACAUUCCAAAUCAGUUUUGAAAAGACCUAAGGCCAAUGUUCUAAUCACCAUUGUCACUCACGACAAUCAGAACCUACCAGUAGACAGCCUAGCAAGUUAUAAAUUAGACUGGGAUGUUCCAUUUGUUGAUGUGGAGUAUAUGAUGAACAACCUGCAGAGCAAAUUUAUUGACAAAGAUCCACUUAUGUUGGAUAUAGUAUCUGCUAACAAGUUCUUUGAUGUGAAGACUAGCUCCUCCCUGUUUGAAAGCCUCCCUACCACUCUGGAUUCUGCACGAGAAAGAUUGCUUGACACCGACUCCAUCCUAAAGAACCAACUGGGGUCUUUGAACUACACCCUAAACUCAGAUGGGAAAUUAUUGGGAGAAAUUCAAGUUCUCUAUGAUGCUGUUAAAAUUCUAAAGGGAAGUGCAGAUAACCUGAAAUCAAAAACCCCAGAUCUGCUGUCCUUCACCUUUACAGGUUUGAAAGACAUUGGGGAGGAGUAUGGUGUAAAUUCAGAUCAAGUUAAGGAUGCAACAAAAUUCCUUACAAAACACUUGGAUGCAGUGACAGAUGAUCUGAAGUCAUAUUAUAAGGGGAAUGUGAUGAUUGAGUUUAUUGUAGUCCCAACAGUGGAGAAACCUUUUGUCCGCAAGACAAGAAGUCUCAUGGCAGAUGUACCAAAGGAUGGGGGCAACCCACUAAAUCUGGAGAUAGACUGGGAUCAAGAUUUCCCAGCCAGCUUCAACAUAGUUCUCUGGCUCAUGAUCGUGUUGUCUAUCACAGUUUUCUUUGUUGCUUAUGGUAUCUGGAACAUGAAUCCCAACCUCGAGUCCAUCCUCUACAGAGUUCCACAGGAUGAGCUAGCAAAGAAGAUCAAUUAAUUUCUUGAAGUAGACUAGCAGUUUCAUUUUAGGCUUUAAAACAUGGACCGUUUCUUUUUGUAGAACCUAAUAUCCUUUUAUUUUUAUGUUAAAAAAUUGGGUUGCAUGUUGAUCAGUUCUCAAACUUAUUCUUGAGUCAAAUUGUUUAAAAUUGCAGAAAUUAAUAUUUUAGACUGCUAAUGCUGCAAUCUCAUUUUUUAAAACUGUCUUUGUGAAAUCUGGAGUGUUAUGUAUCAAGUAAAGGGUAUGUAAAUUAAUGUUAUAAAUAGUCAAGUCCUUCCUAAAUCUUUUCAUUCAGCAAACACUGUAGAUGAAUUUUGUGAAUAGAGCACAAUUUUUUUUUUUAAACGGGGUAACUGUCAAGUAAGGUUCCAAAGUUAUUUUUAAAAAAAAGGUCUGUGAUUGCGGUUGAAAAUAUUUUGAGUUAAAAAUGUGUGUGUAUAGAAAUUACACCAGCUGUAUAUUAAAUAUGUAAUUUAAAACAUUAUUUCCCGUUCAUUAAAUUUUUUCUUUUGUCAUUGUUUAAUUGAAGCGUUUAAAAUGUGUGGUAAGAAUACAGAUGUAGUAUAUCAUCACCUUUUUUUUUGUUUGGAGUAUGCAUGAAUGACUGACAAGAAUUGGUUGUAAAUCACCCAUUCAAGGAACUUUUUUUUUUUACAUUCCAGUGACAACUGUAAUAUUUUGUUCAUGGUUGCAAUUCUUGUAAGGUUGACAGAAUGUGUGUUAAUGUAUACAUUAAAUGUAGAAAUAUUAACCAAGGUAUUUAGCAAUUUUUUUUUAUUUGUUUGAUUAGCCACAUCUAUGUAAACUGUGAUUUUUUUUUUAUAUUUUAAAUGUUAAAUUGGCUAAAGUGUAGAGUUCCAGUGGUGUUUAAGAGAAUGAUUACUGAAUCUAUAAAAUGGAAUUUUUGUAGAUUGUCCAUGACUUUCAUGCUCCAUUAGUAAAGGAUAAGAUUUAUUUAUAUUGAUGUUUUGUAUAUUAGUCGGAUAUUUAUUUGUACAUGUAUCAAAAAAGCUAAUAAAUUUUCAUUGAUUUAUUGAUAA
This is a messenger RNA of Physella acuta, 2159 nucleotides long. RefSeq names its product renin receptor. Lineage: Eukaryota; Metazoa; Mollusca; Gastropoda; Physidae. Gene Ontology annotation, cellular component: membrane; external side of plasma membrane. Gene Ontology annotation, molecular function: signaling receptor activity. The record is from RefSeq and is a predicted model, not a curated record. Gene Ontology annotation, biological process: positive regulation of Wnt signaling pathway.